GCAGCAGUGAGGCGUAGUGAACGAGUUAGCUCCCCUAAAACCACCAUCGAAGAAGAAUGAAGCUGACGUUAGCAACGCUAAGGUGACGAGAGACAAAAGGACGACGACGAAGUGAAAUCGCGUUCCCAACAUUCAAAGUGUUUGAGGAGUCGGCGAAGGAGCGACUAAUGGCGGCAGCUGAUGAAAUAUUCGGGCUGUUAGAAAGAACCAUCGCGUCGUACGAGGAGGAACUUUCACAAGCAAGAGAGAAGAACGAGCGCCAGCAACAGGAGGCUGUUAGCAAGACUCAGCUUGUGCUACACGAUGGAGACGUCCAGCAGCUGAUUGGACGCCCCCCUCAAGCACAGGCAAGGAGCCCUGCUUCGAUGCAGGAUGAUACCCGGCCCCCCCACAUCAAAGAGGAAGACGAGGAACUCUGCAUCGCUGAGCCGGAGGAGGCACUGUUUGGUGUCUCUUUGAAAACCGAAGCACUUGAAGACAAACCACCCGAGUCCCCGCGGCGUCCUCACAGACCGGGUAAGGAGGAGAAAGGGGCGGAGCCUCCAAGCAGCAGCUCAACAGAAGCCGAUGGAGACCACUGUGGAGGAUCACCAGCGGACAAGCUCUUAGCUCCACUAUCAGAUAGCGAGCACACGACGUCACACUCUCCUGAGAAUGAAGACGGAGGCGACGCCCGAGAAGCGUUGAGCAGCGAUGCGGACUGCGGCGCCGAUAAGACGACUCACGCGGACGAGGAACAAAAGAAGGCGGGUAAAAAGUCUCGUACCUGCCCCUUUUGUCAUAAAAGCUUUUCUGACAAGUUCGGCUUGACUCGACACAUGCGGGCGCACAAAGGAGAGAAACCCUUUAGUUGCUCAGUGUGUAAUCAAACUUUUUCCCGAAAUGAUAUUUUGAUUAAACACAGGACCACGCACACCGAAGAAAGGCCUUUUAUUUGUUCGGUGUGCGGUAAAGGUUUCUCUACAAAGUCCAACAUAACCAUACACAUGAGAACACACACGGGGGAAACACCUUAUUCCUGUUCCCUUUGUGCCAAAACGUUUACGCAGCACAACAGCUUGACAGCCCACAUGCGCACACACACGGGAGAAAAACCUUUUGGUUGCUCGGUUUGCGAUAAACGCUUCUCUACAAAGUCGAAUAUGGUUAAGCACAUGAGAACGCACACCGGUGAAAAACCGUUUAGCUGCUCAAUCUGCGGCAAAACGCUGAUCUCAAAGGCUUCUUUGAUUGGACAUCAGCGAACGCACAGCGGAGAAAAACCUUUUAGUUGCUCGGUUUGCGGUAAGAUGAUCUCGUCGAAGUCGAGUAUGGCGAAACACAUGCGGACGCACACGGGAGAAAAACCAUACUCUUGUUCCCUUUGUGCCAAACCAUUCACUCGGCACGACAAUUUGAUGGCGCACAUGCGGCUACACAAAAGACGAUAAAUGUUUUCCUGAGAUUGUCAAACCAUGGAAUCGUACCAUCGUGUGAGACGCCACCUAUGUGGAGCCGUGUGUGUGUGUGUUACCAGAUUACCUCAUGAUUCCAAGUUCGAUACACCAUUGUCGCUGUUACUAUUAGUACUGUGAUGCAUCAAUGAUCAUGAUAAUGUCUUUUUGUUGUGACUUUUUUGUAUAUUUGUAUAUAUUGCUUUAAGAAGACUAAAAUAAAGACUAAUGCACUAAAAGGUUG
Molecule: messenger RNA, 1677 nt
Organism: Doryrhamphus excisus (bluestripe pipefish)
Lineage: Eukaryota; Metazoa; Chordata; Actinopteri; Syngnathiformes; Syngnathidae
Source: RefSeq, a predicted model, not a curated record